AGUGUCGGUAAAGUUAGUAGCCGGGAGCCUGCCAGAGUCGUGCACAUUAGUUGUCGGCCGCUCGUCGCGCGCACACUCAUAAGCGGGCACACGAUUUUUGACGCGCUCGCGAGACGCCGGCCCGCGUGCUCCAGCCGAAGAACCCGAAGAAGAAGUACCUCCCGAAACUUUUUCCGCGCGACGUCAUGCAUCCGCACAGCGCAGCGGUUUCCUAGUGGCGCGGAUAACCACCUAUUUAUUGGCAAUUCAAAAUUUCCGCAAACCGGUCCAUCACGCGAUGUCCUCUAAUUAAACCAUCGGAAGAACAUGUGCGCGCGUAAUUCCGUAAUCGUGCCAAUUUGAAGUGUGUGUGCGCGCUCGAAAAUUUCGAAUUCGACAUCGGCUCCAUAAACAAUCUAUUUCCAGACGUUCUAAUCAUGUGACGAAGUUAUCGCACGAUUCUGACGGCAAAUCGGAUGUUCAUUCAUGAGGAGGCGAGUGUGCCAACGAGUAACAAGUCACAGAUUACCAUAUACAAGCUUUCGGCUGUCGUGCAGAGCAACACCGUCUAAUUCGAAAGCAAUAAUUGCCUUCGGUCGACCGGGCCGAAAAUUAGGCAGCCGAAAUUUAAAAACAGCGGCCGUCAGAACACAAUAGUGAAUCUCAUCAGCAUGCCGGUCAUUCGGACUCGAGUCGUGCGCAUGGCGUUCCUCGCGUACUUAGUCUCGUUAUCGUGUUGGUUUCCACGGCCCGCACACGCCAUUGAAAUCACCGACUUCGUCGCAACGAACGUGCUACCCGACGGCGAGUUGGAGACGCGCAUCCACCAUCGGGGUGUCACGGCGAAGGAAACCGCCGUACUUAAGGGCUAUCGGAAAGGAUUGAAGUACCGCGAGCUGACCGACGGUAAACACUUCAUUCAGCUGAUCUACGAUGAUGAUGAGGUACUGCGCGACUGCGAGUACCUGCAUGAUCACCACGAGGUGACAAAGUUCCUAAAGCAAUUCCGCGCCGAGCUGCGCGAGCUAAUUGCGACUAGUAAUGUGACGAUUACGUCACUAGAAGAUGAUGCACAUGGUCUCAACGCUCAGGAGCAUGGCUGGUUCCACUAUGAGAAUCUCAGAGAUCAGUGUAGGCGGAGGCAUCGUGAACUCAAGUUGAUGCUGCGGAUGGAUCAGAAGCACAAUACGUCGAUGAUCGAAAACGAAAGAUUAAAACGCGAUCUGUCCGACCUGCUGCGCGUGCCCGGGACCAAAUGGUGCGGCAAGGGCUACUCCGCGAAGAAGUUCACUGAAUUGGGCGGCUUCUCGCGCACGGACAAAUGCUGUCGCGUGCACGACAAGUACUGUCCCUUUUGGAUCGGCGGCUUCGAGACCAAGUACGGUCUGUUCAACUGGCGCGUCAACACACUCAUGCACUGCGGAUGCGACGAACGUUUCAGAGCAUGCCUGAAAAUGGUCCGCACGAGCGACGCCAACGUGGUGGGCAAAAUCUUCUUCAACAUUGUCCAGACGAAGUGUUUCGUCAUCAAGAAGAAGCCCGUGUGUCGGGAGCGUACCUGGCGCGGCAAAUGCAUUAAGAAGAAGAGCAUCAAACAGGCCGUAUUGCGUGCGAAUCCACGCUACAAAUAGCUUCCGGAUGUGCGUACAUCCUGGUCGCGAUUACCUUCAUACACUGAGAUUAAGAAUUAAAACGAUUUGAUUUGUCGAUAUACCUCAAACGUGGGUUCGUCAGAACGACAAUCACACCCACAUAGCAUUAUCAAGUCACAAGCGAUAUUAUUAGUUAUUAUUGAGAUUGAUGUAUUGAUUAUUAUAGAAACGAAAGAUAUUUAUAUUUCAAUGUACAAAUGGUUUAUAUUUUUUAUUGUCUUGUCGUUUUAGUUGGUUGGCUCUGGAAAAUGUUUGAAUAUGAGUGCCAUUCUCAUCAGAGGUUGAAAACAAUCAAAACAAUCAAUGAAAAUUCUUUGAAACGUUUGUUUACGUUUUACUUCGUCCGGAACAAAAACUUUAUAAACUCGUAUUUAUAAAAUAAAUUAUAAUGUAAUAAUAUCUAUGUACCUACUUCUAAAACGAAUGCCAAAUUUAAGAAAAAUAUUACUAGUUAUGAAUAAGAUGUUCCAAAACUACUUGUGUAUCAUUUUAAAGUUGCACAAUUGCUGCAUCAUAUCUCAUGUUGAUCAUGACAAGAAACACUGUAUACUUCUAUUUUCACUAGGAAUGAUUCAAUACUGUAUUGGAACACAUGUGUAAUUGGUAAACUUUAGCAUAUCAGAUGUAUUGAACGUUUAGGAGGAACUUAAAUUUAAGUUUUGGAUAUUUUUGUGAGACUUGAAACUCGAAGUUUUUGUGAAUUGUCUUUGUGCGAGUGCCAAACAACAAUCUCAAUCAAAUAAUGACAAUAUUGAAACUAAAAAGAAACCUGUGGCAUGUCGUUUAUAUGUACCAUUGGACAAUGUUUUCCGCUAAAAUGGCAAAUAUUUGUUCGCGCUGUUCGCGCCCGCCGUACAUUUGUAUGUUUGUAAAUAAUUAAUGUCAACUUAGCACUACCAUUUCUAACUGUUAGUUAUAACCAGUCGGAUGUACGAAUGAAGCAAGUAUUAAAUUAAAGCAUAGAGUGUCCAAUUAGAA
Dalotia coriaria is the source of this 2609-nucleotide messenger RNA. RefSeq names its product Phospholipase A2 group III (gene GIIIspla2). The transcript is spliced from 6 exons. The record is from RefSeq and is a predicted model, not a curated record. Gene Ontology annotation, biological process: arachidonate secretion; phospholipid metabolic process. NCBI's taxonomy places the organism in Eukaryota, Metazoa, Arthropoda, Insecta, Coleoptera, Staphylinidae. Bases 651 to 1610 code for a protein of 319 amino acids.